Athalia rosae (coleseed sawfly) is the source of this 2381-nucleotide messenger RNA. It is a transcript of the gene Herp, whose product is annotated as homocysteine-responsive endoplasmic reticulum-resident ubiquitin-like domain member 2 protein. The record is from RefSeq and is a predicted model, not a curated record. Gene Ontology annotation, biological process: endoplasmic reticulum unfolded protein response. Lineage: Eukaryota; Metazoa; Arthropoda; Insecta; Hymenoptera; Athaliidae. Bases 705 to 1850 code for a protein of 381 amino acids. Gene Ontology annotation, molecular function: protein binding. The transcript has 4 exons.
ACACGAUCAACGAAUGUAUCCUGAAUCGUUGAUACGAUAGCUACAAGGAGGUUGCUGAUCUCAUGGCUGAUCUACAUUAUACUCUUCACAAUAGCAGUUAAGUGAAGACCAGUGGACUCAUUGUCAGUGGGCAUAAAGCACAGAUAUGGGAAUCUGGAGAUGCAAUCAACUGGCACAGCAACAGUGAACUUGCGGUGAACAAGCGAACAGAUUCUCGACUUGAAUACCCACUCUUCAACAUUCCACGUGACACUGAUGGCUGUACAUACGCGAAAAUACUUGAGCAUGAAGCGAGCAUUCCCUGUAUGUGAAACUCCACGCAUACGAUUCCAUGCAGGCUGCUGAUACCACCCAUACAUACAACGUCGGACGCGUGUGAAAUCAAGUUGGCGGACCGCGGCUAUGAGUGUUAUCGUAUCGUCGUGUCGUCUUGUGACUGGCGUAAUUUCCUUGAUAUUGUUUGUUAUCAAAGUAUAGUAUGUAUGAAGCACUUUGAUUACAUCCUAGAUUAAUCAGCUGUGCCGUUCAUAACAGCUUGAUCGAACUCCGUACUGUCGUGCUUCAAGUGACAAACAAAUUUGUGAAAAACAAAAUAAAAGUAAACGUCGUCUAGCCGAGUACGAUUGAGAUUGUCGUGGUGGAUGAAUAAUUAGGGGAACGCAGCGUCCGGAUUCGAGGUGAUAAAAAAUUGACGUGUCGUUAGGAUGGAACGAGUGGUUCGGCUAAUCGUGAAGGCCCCGAAUCAACAGAUCGAGGAUCAAAUUAUUAAGUGUGACUCAGGGUGGACUGUCGGGUUACUGAAAAAUCACCUCGCGGAAAUUUAUCCAAGCAAACCAAAGUUUUCCGAGCAAAAGUUGAUCUACUCUGGUCAACUACUCAAUGAUUCCGUUCUUCUGAAAGAUGUCCUGCAUCAUUACGGAAGUGAAGAUCUUGCUACUGAUCAAUCUUACACAGUACAUCUAGUCUGCACACCAAUCAAAUCUACAUAUAUGGAGAAGCUGCUCGGAUCACCCGGGGGCAAUCAAGGGCUUGAUGUAGGGGCGGCACAGUCCACCGCCACUCCUGAACCAGUGCCGAUAGUCAGAUUACAGAGUUCUAGUCAUGAGAAUGAAGACGUUGAUAAUCUUGGUUCACAUACUACUCAGUCAAAUAUCACUCAGAGGUACUACAAUCAGCUCAAUAGUCAGCAAAUGGCAUGGAUGCAACAGGCUUAUACGCAUUAUAUUACCCAGUACAUGCAGCUCAUGGCUGCUCAAGGAGUUCAACUGCAGAGCAGUAUUCCAUACAUACAGCCAUUGAAUAUGAAUGCGAACAUACCAAACAACAAUAACGACGACAAUGGUCAGCGAGCACCAGGACUUGGUUUAGGGCCAGCAAUCGAUCCCAUAGAGGCAAAUAAUCUCAACAACAAUGCGGUGGUUGCUGAAGAAAGGGGAGAUGGCGGAAUCGGACUAAACCGUGAUUGGCUAGACUUUUUUUAUAUGCUGUCGCGAGUCAUCGUUUUGUUCAGCAUUGUUUACUUUUACUCCUCGCCUCUGAGGUUCCUUAUUGUUACCUUUCUGGGGUUUGCCGUCUACUUAUACCAGGGUGGAUUCUUUCGAGUGCAGCCGAACUUAUUGGUCGAUAACAACAAUGUUCGUGUAGAUAACAAUAAUCAAAUUCUACAAAACGAGGCGGUUGGAGCUCAGGCCUUACCCCCACGGCAGCCACCUCCAGCUCCCCAAACAGACACACGCGUUCAUCCAGAUCAAGAAAAUGACGGCCAGAGGCCUGGAGUACUGGCAUUUGCUUGGACAUUCUUUAGUUCAUUCUUUGCAUCUUUAAUACCUGAUCAACCUAAUGUCGUCUGAUUUAAUACAAUUCUUUUUUCUACUAUUGACUCUCGUAAAUUAAUACAAAUCCGUUCUUCAAAUAAGAUUUGAAACAAUGCAUUGGCGCGAGAAGAAAAUUGUCACACAUCGUUGAUAUCGCGUUGUUUGUUUGAAACCCAUAUUUCCGAUAUUCAAUGCAUUCAGGUCAAACGUUGACACCUCCUACAAAUCUCAUUGCUUGAGCAUGAAUUUGAAUCGAAUAUUUGGAUUUCAAUUACACACCUUACACGUCGACGAGGUCUAUCAUGUAUGUAAAAGCGUACAACUCGGUGUACGCUCAACGGGUUAACUUACGAAUGUACAAAUCGAUUUUUAGAAUAAGUCGAGAGUCAUAGCAGAUGUAUUAUUUUUUAAUUUGUUCGGAAUAAUACACAGGUAGGGUCGCAGAAAUUGUACAUAACUAUACGAAUACACAUACCUAAUGCAUAUAGUAUACACAAAUGUCACAUAUGAUAUGUAUCAUAGUUGUAACAACGCUUUAAAAUAAAUGUUGAAAGCUUAUUGUAUGUA